Messenger RNA from Pundamilia nyererei, 931 nucleotides. Its product is annotated as protein RER1-like. The coding region runs from base 158 to 931 and encodes 257 amino acids. The transcript is spliced from 2 exons. Lineage: Eukaryota; Metazoa; Chordata; Actinopteri; Cichliformes; Cichlidae. Gene Ontology annotation, biological process: retrograde vesicle-mediated transport, Golgi to endoplasmic reticulum; protein retention in ER lumen. The record is from RefSeq and is a predicted model, not a curated record. Gene Ontology annotation, cellular component: Golgi membrane.
GUCUGAAGAGUCAUAGCGAAUCGAGGUGGUCGGAUUUCUGCUACUCAGCCUGUGGUAUCCUCGCGGAAGUAUUGACGUGUACACAGCAGUUUACACGAGAAGUGGCUAGUUUAGCUAGCUAGGUAGAGCCGGGUAGUGUCACAGCGGCCGUAUCAGAAUGUCAGAAGGGGACAGUGCUGGGGAGUCAAUCCAUGGGAAAACUUCUGUUGUGGCUGCCUUUUUCACACGAGUUGGACAGGUCUAUCAGUCAUGGCUAGACAAGUCAACACCAUUCUAUGCAAUGCGGUGGGCAGGAACUCUACUACUUACUCUUGUCUACAUGAUCAGAGUGUAUCUACUACAGGGUUGGUAUAUAGUAACAUAUGCUUUGGGAAUCUACCAUCUCAACCUGUUCAUUGCUUUUCUGUCGCCAAAAGUGGAUCCCUCACUGCUUGAAGAAGAUGAGGGCCCAUCCCUUCCCACCAAGCAGAACGAGGAGUUCCGCCCUUUCAUCAGGAGGUUGCCUGAAUUCAAAUUCUGGCAUUCAGCGACAAAAGGCAUCGUCAUCGCCAUGAUUUGCACAUUUUUUGAUGCCUUCAAUGUGCCAGUAUUCUGGCCUAUACUUGUAAUGUACUUCAUCAUGCUCUUUUGCAUCACCAUGAAGAGGCAGAUUAAAGAUAAACAGAGAGUCAUGGAAGCGGUGCACCGACUCAGCUCUGAAGAUGGGGGUCUUAAGCUUAACGGCUCAAUGGUGUCAAUUGACAAUGACUUCUCCACGGCGGUGCUGAAGAAGCCAAAGGCCUAUGAUGCAGUGACGCUGCUUUUACGGGAGCGGGGUAUACAGUACACCAUGUUCUUUCCGGCGACAGUCCAGGUGACACACAAUGGCUCGAGGAGGAGAUUCUCCACACCUGGACAGGUGCAGGAUUUCCUGGCUUCCCUACCUGAUUGA